Messenger RNA from Penicillium cataractarum, 1374 nucleotides. RefSeq lists its product as uncharacterized. Lineage: Eukaryota; Fungi; Ascomycota; Eurotiomycetes; Eurotiales; Aspergillaceae. Bases 1 to 1374 code for a protein of 457 amino acids. The record is from RefSeq and is a predicted model, not a curated record. Gene Ontology annotation, molecular function: zinc ion binding. Gene Ontology annotation, cellular component: nucleus. The transcript has 3 exons.
AUGUCGUACGCCGUCGAGUCAAAGAAGCGCAAGUUCCAUCGAGUGCUGGAGUCUAUCUCCAAGCCCCUUGCGACUGAUAAUACCUCGAAACCAUCCACCACGGGGCCCGCCACCACAGCCCAAGACCGCAUUCCAGCCAACCUCUCAAUCAAAAAGGUCCGGCUGAGCGACAACGAUACCACGAACCUCACCUCUGUACGCGACUCUAUCCUUAAGCUAUCCCGACCUUCCAACCGAACCACAUCCUCUUCCUCUUCCACGCGCCCUACUUUCGUACCUUGGGAUCGUGAACGAUUCCUCGAACGCCUCGAGACCUUUCGCCGUGUUGACCGAUGGACCUCCAAACCUGCUCCCAUCAAUGAAGUUCAGUGGGCCAAGCGAGGAUGGAUCUGUACUGAUAUCAUGCGAGUCAGCUGCAUUAGUGGCUGUGGCGGCUCGGUAGUGGUCAAGCUUCCGGAUGAGAUCGAUGAGCUUGACGGAUAUGAUAUGGAGAAAGUUCAAGAACGAAAGGAAGUCCGCGCAAAACUGGUGGAAGAAUAUCAGAAGCAAAUCACAGAAGAGCAUGGCGAUAAUUGCCCAUGGAGGAACAGGGGAUGUGAUGCUACGAUACAACAUCUUCCUUUGACAAACACAGAUGCAGCCAUAUCUGGUCUUCGUACUCGAUACCUGCAUCUCGCUGAGAUAGGCGAUAAGCUGCCAGCUCAUGACAGCAUUGAGACCCCGGAGGGCUUCGAUAUUGAAAGUCUUAUGAAUUCCCUGCCAGAAGACUGGUUCAAGAAGUCCAAUGAAGCUUCUGAGGCUACUCAUCAACCCACCGAGGCGAACGAGGACAACAAUGAAACCACCCCGCAACCAACGGCCGAGCCGCUGCAAAACAUCAAUCAAGCAGCGCUAGCCAUGGCAUUCUUUGGCUGGGACUCCACCGUCGAUGGGUCGAAGGACCUAGCUGCCUGCAGAGCCUGCUUCCGCCGCCUGGGCCUUUGGAUGUACAAACCAAAGGAGAACGGAGAGGUCUCUGUCUACACUUCCCUGGACGUGGCUACGGAGCACAUGGACUACUGCCCGUGGGUUGACCGGACAGCCCAGAGUGGAACCGGCAGAGCGAAUGAGAAGACUGCCGAUCUACGAAGUGGAUGGGAAAUUGUCACCGAGGCUGUCAAGGUGAAGCACCGCAGACGAAUACGCUCUGUGGCAUCAGUGGGUACUCUCCGCACCGAACCAAGUACUCCAACGGCAGACACGUUCGAUGAUGAGGCCGCCGAGAAUGAAGAGACAAAGAAGGCGGCAGACCGUGAGUGGUGGGCCAAGAUUCGACGCAUGAGACAUGUCUUGACACACAAGUCACCGCGGCGCAAGCCUGCGCCUCCGCAGUGA